AUGGCCACCAACACUCUCACGAUUCAUCAAGCGAGGUUUGAAGACUCUGGCGAAUACACAUGUAACGCUACAAACCCCAUUGGAAGCAAGAAAUCAACUUUUUGGAUUGAAGUGAUAAAAGUUCCACCCCGUGUUAGUGAUGAGUUUAGAAAUGUCACCAUUGCAUUCAACUCCACAUUUACGAAAGAAUGUUAUUUGAGAGGUGCUCUACAAGUAUCUGUCAACUGGACCAAGGAUGGAGUGCUACUUAGUAAAAACAACACGUUGGUUAUUAGAAAAGCGACGUUUAAAGAUAAAGGCAAUUAUAAAUGCACUGCUAAAAAUGAUUAUGGCAAAGCAAACUCUUCCUUCUGGAUCGAUGUCACAGUAUCUCCACAGAUUAUAGAGCCUCCGAUAAACCAGUCUGUUACCGAGGGAAACUCUGUGAACUUUAGUUGCCGAGCCUCAGGUGUGCCAACACCAACAUUAGUCUGGGUUUUUAAUAAUGCUGACCUGCCAUCUGGUAUCAAUCAAUUCAAUCACGAAGAAAAAUCAUUCCUGGAAUUUUUAAGCGUCACAAAAGGGAUGGAAGGGACUUACAAGUGUGAGGCGAAAAACAAAGCAAAUACAACUAUUUCCUCUGCAACACUGCGUGUAUACGGAAAAGCCGCUGCUCAAGUUGUUCCAGAUCCGUAUCCAGCACUCACAACAGGAGACAACCUCACAUUGACCUGCAACGUCAACGAAGAAACAAUAAAUGUAACGUGGAAAAAAAAUGGAGACUCACCAUCCGAAAGGGCAAAGAUUGAUACACGAUUCGAUGACAAAACGAGUACAUUUGCUAUAACUGAAGUUGUGAAGGAGGAAAGUGGUGUGUAUUCUUGUGAGGCACGUAACAAGCUCGGUUUUGUUGCCCGUUCCUUUGUAAAAAUAGACGUCAAAGCAAAGCAAGUGCAAAGUUUCAACACUUUGUGGUAUUACAUUGGUGGAUCAGUGGCAGCAGCGAUUGUCAUUUCGCUAAUUGCCUGGUAUUUCUGCAAGCGUCGAAGGACAGCAAACAUGCCAACAGAUGCAGGUCACAGCUCGGAAAAUUCUGAAUACACAGCAAACAGCUUCCCUGCCGAUGAGAACACACCGCUAGUGGGCGAGGCCAAUUCAAAAAGUCGCCAACACAGACUCUGUUUAAGUAAAGAUAGGUUUGUCAUCAUUGAGCUUCCACCGGUAGUUAAUUUUAUUGGACUUCAGCUUUAG
Molecule: messenger RNA, 1230 nt
Organism: Pocillopora damicornis (cauliflower coral)
Lineage: Eukaryota; Metazoa; Cnidaria; Anthozoa; Scleractinia; Pocilloporidae
Product: vascular endothelial growth factor receptor 1
Biological process (GO): multicellular organism development; cell surface receptor protein tyrosine kinase signaling pathway; positive regulation of kinase activity
Cellular component (GO): plasma membrane; signaling receptor complex
Molecular function (GO): ATP binding; transmembrane receptor protein tyrosine kinase activity
Source: RefSeq, a predicted model, not a curated record